Molecule: messenger RNA, 696 nt
Organism: Papaver somniferum (opium poppy)
Lineage: Eukaryota; Viridiplantae; Streptophyta; Magnoliopsida; Ranunculales; Papaveraceae
Product: dynamin-related protein 1D-like
Exons: 6
Coding region: 187-696 (169 amino acids)
Source: RefSeq, a predicted model, not a curated record
ACCAGAAAGACAUACCUGACUAAUUGAGAUUGAACUUUGGCAGGAAGCUUUUCGUUUUGUGUAAGACAUUCAUGGUUUGAUGUGUAUGGUAAAGAAAACUCCCAAGCCAUAAGUGAUGGUCAUUUAUUAUGGCAAGCUGACGGAGAUGUUCCGGGUUUCGAACUAUCAACUUUAUAAUGCAUAUGCAUGGUCCAAACUGUUCUCACGACAAAGUGGACAAAAACAAUGGAGGCUAUGGAUAUGUUUCAGCUGCUCAAGAUCCUAACAUGUAUCCUAACCAAGGCUAUGUCGGUCCUGGAUAUGCACUUGGGAACUGUAAUCAAGUCUCGCAUCCCAGGCCUCCAGUCGAUAAUUAAUAAAAGUAUUGCUGAACUAGAGGCGGAAUUGAGUCGUUUUGGCAAGCCUGUUGCUUUUGAUGGUGGAGGUAAACUGUACCUGAUUAUGGAGAUUUGUCAUCUUUAUGAUGGAAUUUACAAAGAACAUCUUGACGGCAUGUAUGUAGCUGGUAGAUUGGAAUGUAGCUGGUGUUACUUUCUGGUAGAUUGGAAUGUAGCUGCCCCUGCCCCACAUGUGAGAACGACGUUCUUUGUCGUAUGUGAACCAGGGACACAACACAUGGAUGCUCUACUUGAUAUCAUUUAUGAAGUAUUGGCUAAGUUCAUCGUCAUCGGAGGAGCUUAUCGUUUUGUUGUUUAA